UGUGCAUGUGAUGGUCAGGCAGGGAAAAAAAAAAACAGACCCAAGUGAACCGGGCUCCAUGUCCGUCGCCUCUUGGUGUUGUUCUUGCCAAAGGUUGGGUUGACUUCACCAUCCAUGAGUUCAGGGAUGGAGGAGAUCAGCAAGAGGCAGCAUCAGCACCACUUCGUGCUCGUGCACGGCCUCUGCCACGGCGCGUGGUGCUGGUACAAGGUGGCCACCGUCCUGGAAUCCGCCGGCCACCGCGUCACCGCGCUCGACCUGCCCGCGUGCGGCGCCAGCGCCGUGCGCGCCGAGGAGGUGCGCUCGUUCCAGGAGUACUCCCGGCCGCUGCUCCGCGUCGUGGCCGCCGCGCCGCCGAGGGAGAAGGUCGUCCUCGUCGGGCACAGCUUCGGCGGGCACAACCUCGCGCUCGCCAUGGAAGCCCACCUGGAGAAGGUCGCCGUCGCCAUCUUCGUCUCCGCGCCCAUGCCGGUCGCCGGCUGGCCCAUGUCAGCGGUCCUGGAACAGCAUCUCCAAGGAGAUUCAGCGUCGCAUUCCUUCUUGGAUUGCACAUUUGGAAUUGUGGGGAGAGGCUCGGAGAAUCCAGCGGAAACAUUCCUGGUCGGCCCCGAGUGGAUGUCACGGAGGAUGUAUCAGCUCAGCCCUCCAGAGGAUCUGACACUUGCCAGGUUGCUGGUUAGGCCGGCGCAGAUGUUCCUUAGGGACGAGGUCAUGACCGGGGAGAAAGUUCUGAUGGAGGGCAGGUACGGCGUGGUGAGCCGAGUCUUCGUCGUCGCCGAGGAAGACAAGACGUGGCCGGCGAAGGAGCAGCGGCGGAUGGCGGCCUCCUAUGGCCCCCGCAUGGAGGUGAGAGCGAUCCGUGGAGCAGAUCACAUGCCCAUGUUCUCAAAGCAAGCGGAGCUCGCGCAGCUCAUCAUGGAAGUAGCGGAAAAGUACAGUUGA
Panicum virgatum (switchgrass) is the source of this 942-nucleotide messenger RNA. Its product is annotated as probable esterase PIR7A. The coding region runs from base 115 to 942 and encodes 275 amino acids. Gene Ontology annotation, biological process: salicylic acid metabolic process; jasmonic acid metabolic process. Gene Ontology annotation, molecular function: methyl salicylate esterase activity; methyl jasmonate esterase activity; methyl indole-3-acetate esterase activity. The transcript has 4 exons. The record is from RefSeq and is a predicted model, not a curated record. Lineage: Eukaryota; Viridiplantae; Streptophyta; Magnoliopsida; Poales; Poaceae.